Messenger RNA from Pseudomassariella vexata, 1026 nucleotides. Its product is annotated as galactose mutarotase-like domain-containing protein. The coding region runs from base 1 to 1026 and encodes 341 amino acids. NCBI's taxonomy places the organism in Eukaryota, Fungi, Ascomycota, Sordariomycetes, Amphisphaeriales, Pseudomassariaceae. Gene Ontology annotation, molecular function: carbohydrate binding; aldose 1-epimerase activity. Gene Ontology annotation, biological process: glucose metabolic process; beta-D-galactose catabolic process via UDP-galactose, Leloir pathway. The record is from RefSeq and is a predicted model, not a curated record. The transcript is spliced from 2 exons.
AUGUCCUCCGAAAUUCAACUCCUCCCCCUUGGCGCCAUAAUACAAGCCUUCAAAGUCGACGGCUUCAACAUCGUCCAAGGCUUCCCCACCCAAGACCUCUACGUCACGCACAACGGCCCCUACUUCGGAGAGACUAUCGGCCGCGUCGCAAACCGCAUCUCCAACGCCAAGAUCACCUCACUCAACGGGAAGAGCUACUCCCUCGCCGCCAACAAUGGGCCCAAUAACCUGCACGGCGGUGUCGUCGGUUGGGGCAAGCGAGUAUGGAAGGGGCCCAAACCCGUCGGUUUGCGGGAGAUCCCCGGCGUCAAAUUAGAUGAGGGAGGGGAGAGCGUCGAGUUUACGCUUACGAGCGAGGAUGGGGAUGAGGGGUUCCCGGGUGAGGUCGCGGUGAAGGUGACGUAUACUUCGGGGAAGCAGACAUUGGAUGGGAAGAGUGUUACAGUGUUGGGGUGGGAAUACGAAGCGGAGUUGGUUGGGGGUGCGGAGGAGACGGUUAUUAAUAUGACAAACCACUCCUACUUUAACCUCUCAGGCGGACCUACGAUCGAAGGCACCAAAGUUCAGCUCUGCACACCAUCGUAUCUCCCCGUUGACGGCGAUGGCAUACCUACGGGCGGCCCGAAAGACUUCACCAAGGUGGCCGUCAACUCAUACUUUACGCUCGGUGCAGUGGCGCCUGACAUCGAUGACUGCUUUGUUGUCGAUGCGAAAUCGUCGCCUAGCCAAGUACCGCUCGACACCCGCUCCUGCUCUCUGACGAAGCUCGUGUCGGCGAGCCAUGCGGAAAGCAAGGUUCACCUUGAGGUUCUGAGCACAGAGCCCGCUUUCCAGUUCUACACGGGCAAGUACAUCGACGUCAAAGCGGCAGAGGGUGCACCGGCGCGUGGCCCCCGAAGCGGGUUCUGUGUCGAGCCCAGUCGAUACGUGAAUGCGUGUAAUGUGGAUGAGUGGAAGGCGCAGAUGUUGCUGAAGAAGGGCGACAAGUAUGGUUCCAGGACUGUGUACCGUGCCUGGAAGGAGUAA